AAGUCGUAUCGUUGUUGAACUACGGAAGCCGAGCGGAAACACAGAGGAGAAGUACUUUUAGAGAAACCCCUCUUUGUUUUUUGUUUUUAAUACGCUUGUCAUCCGUUCUUUAAAUGUCUGAUUAAUGUUUUAUGAGCAGAGAUGAGCGUCACUUUGGAUAUACGACUGAAAAGAGCGAACAAAGUUUACCAUGAAGGGGAAGUGGUGGCUGGAGUCAUCCUGCUGGUGUGUAAGGAGGCUCUGCAGCACCAUGGCAUCUCUCUGAGCAUGGAGGGACUGGUCAACCUGCAGCUCAGCUCCAAGAGUGUCGGCGUCUUUGAGGCUUUCUACAACUCUGUCAAGCCCAUCCAGCUGAUCAGCAGCAACAUCGAGGUGGCCAAGGCGGGAAAAGUCCCAGGAGGCAAAACGGAGAUCCCCUUUGAGUUCCCUUUGAACACUAAGGGCAACAAGGUGCUGUAUGAGACCUACCAUGGGGUCUUUGUCAACAUCCAGUACACUCUCCGCUGUGACAUGAAGCGCUCUCUGCUGGCCAAAGACCUGAGCAGGAACUGUGAGUUCAUCGUUCACUGUCAGCCGCAGAAAGCUAAAGUCGUCCCCACACCAGUGAACUUCACCAUCACUCCAGACACCCUGCAGAACAGCCGCGAGAGGAGUGCGCUGCCAAAGUUUCUGAUCAGAGGAAAUUUAGACGCCACCAACUGUGUGAUCAGCCAGCCGCUGACCGGAGAGGUGGUGGUGGAGAACUCAGACGUUCCCAUUAAGAGUAUUGAACUGCAGCUUGUGCGGGUAGAGACCUGUGGUUGUGCCGAAGGUUACGCCAGAGAUGCCACAGAGAUCCAGAACAUCCAGAUAGCUGAAGGAGACGUCUGCCACAGCCUCCCUAUCCCCAUCUACAUGGUGUUUCCCCGACUCUUCACCUGCCCCACUCUGGAGACAACCAACUUUAAAGUCGAGUUUGAAGUCAACAUCGUCAUCGUGCUUCAUGACGAUCAUCUGAUCACAGAGAACUUCCCUCUGAAGCUGUGCCGAGUCUGAACCUGGACGACACGUCAAGCACUGAAACACGUUCUAUAUAUAUCACAUCACAGAUAUCACGACUCUUCUGUUCACUGCUGGAGAUUUUAUCUCUGCAGAAUGUAAACAUUUUCUCUUUAGCCAGAAAAGAGAUCAUGCUAACCUAGUGCAAAUACAGGAGAAUCCAUUACUAAAAUACACAUUAGUGUUUUCAUACAGAGAACGACCAAACGUUCAAUGAGAUCAUUCCAUUUCUGUGUUAAUAAAUGUCAUAUUGAUGAUGAAAA
Messenger RNA from Labrus mixtus (cuckoo wrasse), 1301 nucleotides. RefSeq names its product VPS26 endosomal protein sorting factor C (gene vps26c). The transcript has 8 exons. Gene Ontology annotation, cellular component: endosome. The record is from RefSeq and is a predicted model, not a curated record. Gene Ontology annotation, biological process: intracellular protein transport. Bases 142 to 1035 code for a protein of 297 amino acids. Lineage: Eukaryota; Metazoa; Chordata; Actinopteri; Labriformes; Labridae.